CCGCGGUGGGUCGGGGGCACAUGCAGAGGCCAGUCAGCGGCGGAACUGCUACUAGACAAGAAAAUCACUUGCACCACAGAGGGCUGUGUGCUCGUCAGAGACCAAAGAAGAGAAAGACACGGCCACUCUCAGACCUGGGGACACCCCUCUGGGCCGGGCACCGUCCGAGCGGCCCCGGAGCGGGAAGCAGUGUCCUGCUGACGAGGCUGGUCCACGUCCCCAGCUGCUGUGAGGGACGAGGCGGCAGAGGCCGCCAGCUGCCUCCCGUGCCGGGGUCUCAGGCCGGGGGCAUCAGGCACAGGCCGCAAAGCUGGGCCAGGACGUGCCCUUUCAAUGUUUCCAUCCUUGUCACCAUGGAAACCCAGGAAUCCAGGCCUGGAACAUGGUGCCCUUUCAAUAUUUCCAUCCUUGUCACCAUGGAAACCCAGGAAUCCAGGCCUGGAACAUGGUGCCCUUUCAAUAUUUCCAUCCUUGUCACCAUGGAAACCCAGGAAUCCAGGCCUGGAACAUGGUGCCCUUUCAAUGUUUCCAUUCUUGUCACCAUGGAAACCCGCCAAUCCGGGCAGGGACAUGCCCUGUCAAUGUUUCCAUGCAUGUCACUAUGGAAACCGGAAUCUGGGCGGGGACAUGCCCUUUCGACGUUUCCAUCUGUGUCACCAUGGAAACCCAGGAAUCAGGCCUGGGACAUGGUGGCCUUUCAAUGUUUCCAUGCAUGUCACCAUGGAAACCCGCCAAUCUGGGCAGAGACAUGUCAUUUCAAUGUUUCCAUCCGUGUCACCAUGGAAACCCAGGAAUCAAGCCUGGGACAUGGUGCCCUUUCAAUGUUUCCAUCCGUGUCACCAUGGAAACCCGCCAAUCUGGGCAGAGACAUGUCAUUUCAAUGUUUCCAUCCGUGUCACCAUGGAAACCCAGGAAUCAGGCCUGGGACAUGAUGCCCUUUCAAUGUUUCCAUCCGUGUCACCAUGGAAACCCGCCAAUCCGGGCGGGGACAUGCCCUUUCAAGGUUUCCAUCCGUGUCACCAUGGAAACUCACAAAUCUGGGCGGAGACAUGGUGCCCUUUCAAUGUUUCCAUCCGUGUCACCGUGGAAACCUGCGGGUCUCUGCAGGAAGCUAAGCGGGUGACAUUUUCUUAUCAGAACCUUGAGUCCCCAAGGGAGGACAGCCAUGAAGAGACUCAGGCCACCGCAGGGUCAGGCGGUGAUCCUUCUAGAACAGGCGGCAGGUGAGCCGGCGGACGGACCACGGGCAGACGAGAGUAGCAGAGUCUCAAGAAAGCUGCCUGUCUCCAACCAGCGGGGGACUCGGCCCUGCGGGCGUGGCGUGGGGCGUCCCCGGAAACGAAGGCUCCUGGCUGCGGAAGACGGGCACCUGGGAGCACGAGCGCGGCACCUUGUGUGGAGAGCGAGUGGCGGACGUGGCUGCUGACUGGUCCACGAAGCUGUCCGAUGCCGACCACAGGCGACGCCUGGGCUUUUUAGAAGCUUUUCCGGUAAACGGGGAAGGCGAGGGUGCCGAUUAUCCGGACGCCGAAGCCGCCUGCGGUGACCUGCAGGCGGGCCCGCCCUCCGAUACCUCUGUGCUCCGUCGGCAACGUGUGCCCGUCCGCUUGAAACUGUCUCUCCGUCUUGUAUGCGCUGCACAGCCGUGUCCCCGCCACCAGGGGCUGAAUACAACAUUGAAAACAAGGAGUGCAAAAAAAGGG
This is a messenger RNA of Myotis brandtii (Brandt's bat), 1703 nucleotides long. RefSeq lists its product as uncharacterized. The record is from RefSeq and is a predicted model, not a curated record. NCBI's taxonomy places the organism in Eukaryota, Metazoa, Chordata, Mammalia, Chiroptera, Vespertilionidae. The transcript has 2 exons. Bases 21 to 932 code for a protein of 303 amino acids.